This is a messenger RNA of Pyrus x bretschneideri (Chinese white pear), 1664 nucleotides long. Its product is annotated as cyclin-L1-1-like. Bases 211 to 1551 code for a protein of 446 amino acids. Gene Ontology annotation, molecular function: cyclin-dependent protein serine/threonine kinase regulator activity. The record is from RefSeq and is a predicted model, not a curated record. Gene Ontology annotation, biological process: regulation of transcription by RNA polymerase II. NCBI's taxonomy places the organism in Eukaryota, Viridiplantae, Streptophyta, Magnoliopsida, Rosales, Rosaceae. Gene Ontology annotation, cellular component: nucleus. The transcript is spliced from 7 exons.
AAGCUUGUAUUUUUGUAGCUGCUAAAAAAACAACCCCAAAAAAACAGGGAGCUGAACCUAAAACAGUUAAUUUCGCCCCCAAAACUCACUGACUUGGUACGUCGUCGUAUAAUCGCCAUUGGAGUAUCUCAGAGCCCCUUUCUUCUUCGUCUCAAUGCUUCUCUUUGAUUAACUUCUUGUGAACCAAAGAAGCUUGUUAGGGUUUCUACGAUGAUAUACACGGCGAUAGACACCUUCUACCUGACCGACGAGCAGCUACAGAAUUCGCCGUCGAGAAAGGACGGGAUAGAUGAAGCCACGGAGACCACGCUCAGAAUCUACGGCUGUGAUUUGAUCCAAGAAAGUGGAAUUUUGCUCAAAUUACCUCAAGCUGUAAUGGCGACUGGUCAGGUUCUGUUUCACCGCUUCUAUUGCAAGAAGUCCUUUGCACGCUUCAAUGUCAAGAAAGUUGCUGCUAGCUGUGUGUGGCUUGCAUCGAAACUGGAGGAGUGCCCGAAGAAAGCCAGACAGGUGAUCAUUGUUUUCCACAGGAUGGAAUCUAGGAGGGAGAACCUACCCAUUGAGCAUUUGGACCCAUUUUCAAAGAAAUAUUCGGACUUGAAGAUGGAGUUGAGUAGAACAGAAAGGCAUAUUUUGAAAGAGAUGGGUUUCAUCUGUCAUGUUGAACAUCCUCAUAAGUUCAUAUCAAAUUACCUUGCCACUUUGGAAACACCUCCGGAAUUAACACAAGAAGCCUGGAAUCUAGCAAAUGACAGUUUGCGGACGACAUUGUGUGUUCGAUUCAAGAGCGAGGUUGUUGCUUGUGGUGUGGUUUAUGCUGCUGCUCGGAGAUUUCAAGUACCACUUCCUGAAAAUCCGCCAUGGUGGAAGGCAUUUGAUGCUGAGAAAUCAGGGGUUGACGUGGUUUGUAGGGUUCUGGCUCAUUUGUACAGCCUUCCUAAAGCAAAGUACAUACCGGUCUGUAAAGAGGGUGACUCUUUUACAUUUUCCAACAAGUCGUGGAUUUCGUCUCAGCCAGUUACAAAGGAAGUUUCGAAGAAUGCUGCCGAAGCUACUGACGAUGCCUCUAAUUCAAAGGAUGCAACAGCAGUCAAUCCUGAAUCUGGUGGAUCAAAGGGUGUCUUGGUCAAGCUACCCGUUGACAAGCUGAAGGACUCUAAAGAGAGUGGUGAUGAGUCCAAGAGCAUGGCUGUUGAGGGAGAGGCAAGAGAAGAUGUCAAUAUGAAAUCCAAGUCUGAACGCCGCAUGGAAUCAAGCGGUGAUAAAAGCAAGGACAGAGAAAGGGACAGGUUGAGAGACAGGGACAGGGACAGAAAAAGGGUCCGGGAUCGUGAUAGGGGCAGGGAUUCUGACCGGGAACGAGAUCGAGAGGAGGCCGAGAGGGAUAAAAACAGGGAUCGAAGUCAUCGUUCAAGGGAUAGAGCAAAAGAUUCAGGGGGGCAUUCAGAUAAAUCAAGGCACCACUCGUCACGAGAUCGUGAUCAUCACAGUUCCUCGUAUGCUUCCCGGGAGAAGGAUCGUGAUCGCCAUAGACAUCAUUCGUAUGCUUGAACUAAUCGUCAGGACGCCUCUCCUUUUCCCUUAAACGCAACGGAACUCAAUGUACUUUGGCUGUGUUUUGCUAAUUUGGCAGAUGUAAUAGUGUAUUAGAAUUGUUACUGUAA